ACCGGACAGAGGCACAUCGGGCUGGGCACCGGACAGAGGCACAUCGGGCUGAACACCGGAUCACCAGGCGGAGCAGCGGGCACCGGGCCACCAGGCGGGGCGGCAGGCACCGGGCCACCAGGCGGGGCGGCAGGCACCGGGUCAUCUGGCAAGACGACGGGCACCGAGUCAUCUGGCAAGACCGCGGGCCCCGAGUCAUCUGGCAAGACCGCGGGCCCCGAGCCAUCUGGCAAGACAGCGGGCUCCAAGUCAUCUGGCAAGACAGCGGGCCCCGAGUCACCAGGCACGACAGCGAGCUCUGAGUCAACCGGCACGACAGCGGGCUCCGAGUCAACUGGCACGACAGCGGGCACCGGGUCAUCUGGCUCGACAGCGGGUACCGGGUCAUCAGGCAUUAGAUCGUCUGGCUCGACAGCGGGCAUCGGGUCAUCAGGCACGACAGCGGGUAUCGGGUCACCAGGCAUG
Messenger RNA from Staurois parvus, 465 nucleotides. The record is from the annotation of a GenBank genome assembly. Lineage: Eukaryota; Metazoa; Chordata; Amphibia; Anura; Ranidae.